Molecule: messenger RNA, 5129 nt
Organism: Panthera uncia (snow leopard)
Lineage: Eukaryota; Metazoa; Chordata; Mammalia; Carnivora; Felidae
Gene: LY9
Product: lymphocyte antigen 9
Exons: 10
Coding region: 85-2004 (639 amino acids)
Biological process (GO): T cell activation
Cellular component (GO): external side of plasma membrane
Source: RefSeq, a predicted model, not a curated record
ACACACGUGCGCGCGCGCGUGCACAAGCAGGGAAGCUGUGGUAAGCACUUCCUCUUUCAGCCUGAGGUCUGAGAGAAGAUCAUCAUGGCGGGUCCAAAGAAACACCCGGAUGACUGGGUGCUACGGUCCUUCUCCAGGAAACCACAGAAGAGUCAGCCGCACGUAUUCUCUCCCUUACUGUGGACACAUCUCCUCUUCCUGCUCGUGGGACUAGAAGCCUCUGGAAAGGACUCACCCCCAACAGUGGUGCCAGGGAUUCUAGGAGGGUCGGUGACUUUCUCCCUGAACAUUUCGGUGGACACAGAGAUUGAGCACGUCACCUGGAAUGGUCCCCAAAAAGCUCUUGCUUUAGCAGUCACAGAAACGCAAGUUAUCAUUAUGGACAAAAGCUACCAGAACCGACUGAACAUCAGCUGGAACUACUCCUUGUCUAUCAGCAACCUGACUUUGGAAGACGCAGGAUCCUACAAAGCCCAGAUAAACCGCAAGAAUUCUGAGGUCACCGCUGAUGAGGAAUUCAUCCUGCGUGUCUAUGAGCAGGUGCAGGUGCCUCGAGUUGUCGUGAAGUCCGUGAACAUGUCUGAUAGUGCCUCCUGCAACAUUACCUUGAUUUGCUCUGUGGAGAGGGCAGGGACAAGUGUUCUGUACAGCUGGACCCCGAAGAACACCCAUGCUUCUGAAUCCCAUGGGGCCUCCACCAUCACCAUCUACUGGAUGCCGUGUGACCCAGACCUGCCAUACACCUGCACAGCCAGGAACCCAGUCAGCCAGAGCACCUCUGGCCCCAUCCAUGCCCGGCAGUUCUGUACAGCUCCGGGAGCCUCCAGAGGAGGAUCAACGGGGGAGACAGUGGUGGGGAUCCUCGGGGAGUCAGUCACCCUCCCCCUAACACUCUCGGCCAGUCGCCACGUGAAUAACAUUGUCUGGAUGUUUAACACAUCUAUUAUCACCAAAAAGCAGGAAGUGAAGCCCAAGAUUCCUGACAAGAACUCUGGCCAAGACUACUCCCUGAAGAUUGGCCAGCUAAAGAUGGAGAAUGCCGGCCACUACUAUGCCUACGUGUGUUCAGAGGCCUCCGGAGUCAUCAGCAGAAGACAUUUCACCCUGCUCAUCUACCGGAGGCUGAAGAAGCCAAAAGUUACCGGGAGCCUUGAGCUCAGUGAGGAUGGCAUCUGCAGGGUCAGCCUGACAUGUUCAGUGGAGGACAGUGGACACAAUGUGACAUACUUAUGGACCUUCCUACAGAAAGGAACUGUCAUGUCCCAAGGGGGAUCUCACCUCAAUAUCUCUUGGAGAAGUGAUGAAAAUCAUCCCAACUUCACAUGUACCACCAGGAACCCUGUCAGCAAGAGCUUCCAGUCAUUUCUUCCCGGCGACAUCUGCCCAGGGCAGGAGAGAAACAUGAAGCUCUACAUUGGACUCUCCUUGGUGGCUCUUGUUCUUCUGUGCUUUGGGAUCUCCAUCUGGUGGUGCAUGUGGAAGCAAAAAGGACGGCGUGGGUUUCUGAGAUCAGUGGCAUCUGCCCUAGACCAUAUCCUGGGACCUUUGCAGGCUUACUCAGUCCCAGACUCCAGCUCCAACCAAGCUGAAACCCCAGCGGAUGCGCCAGGGUAUGAGAAGCUGGACCCUCUUCUCAAGACUGCCAAGCAACGGUCUAGGCCCCCCUCUGCCAGCAGCUCUGACAGCAGUGGAACAACCGAGGAGACGACAGACAUGGUCAAGGCUGGAAGAUGCCAGGAGGACACUGGACCUGACUCGGCUUCUGAGAGGCCAGCAGAGUACGAUCUCGUCAUGCUGAGGAAUGCACCUGCACCUACGGCCCAAGACAACACGGUGUAUGCGCAAGUAUUCCUCAACUUGCAGGGAAAGACCCUAGCUCCUCAGCAGAAGGAGGGUUUGGCCACAAUCUACAGCUGUAUCCAGACACCCCAGAAGGUGGUGGUGCCACCACAGCAGAAUGAUCUGGAGUCUCCUGAAACCCCUACCUAUGAAAAUUUGGACUGAAAAGAAAAGCAGCUGCUGCUUCCCUCCCUGUGGUCAGAGAGGGUUCUGGACUGCGUAGGGCCUGGUACUCUUCCAGACAGAGCACUUCGGAACUGCCUUCAGCGUCUCAGAGGUGCCUGGGUUUGACCCUCGCCCUUCCUUUCACCCUUGUAACUUCCCAAGCUCAUGAACAGAUCAGACACAGGCUCCUUCUGGGAGUCCCUGGCCUUCGAGAGGCCCCUGCUCCAUCCAUCUCCACGCAGGCUCAGUUUCCCCCCCUCAGUUCAGAUGCACCACCUUAGAGCUUUGCCAAGGCUGGCCACAUGUGGUUGAAAGGGCCCUGGACCUUCACACCAUCUUCUAAACAGGUGAUAAAAUGGAUCCAACAGAUAUUCUCACUCAUGGGCACGAAGAUCUGUGUAAAAUUAUGUCCACUGCAGUAUCUUUUAAAAUAGAAGGACAGGGGCGCCUGGGUGGCUCAGUCGGUUAAGCGUCCGACUUCAGCUCAGGUCACGAUCUCGCGGUCCAUGAGUUCGAGCCCCGCGUCGGGCUCUGGGCUGAUGGCUCAGAGCCUGGAGCCUGCUUCCGAUUCUGUGUCUCCCUCUCUCUCUGCCCCUCCCCCAUUCAUGCUCUGUCUCUCUCUGUCUCAAAAAUAAAUAAAACCUUAAAAAAAAAAAUUAAAAAAAAUAAUAAUAAAUAAAAUAAAAUAAAAUAAAAUAAAAUAGAAGGACAGAGGGGCACCUGCGUGGCUCAGUCGAUUAAGUGGCCGACUUUGCUCAGGUCUCGCUGUUCAUGAGUUCGAGACCCACGUCGGGCUCUGUGCUGGCAGCUCGGAGCCUGGAGCCUGCUUCCGAUUCUGUGUCUCCCGCUCUCUCAGCCCCUCCUCCAUUCAUGCUCUGUCUCUGUCAAAAAUAAACUUUAAAAAAGGGGCGCCUGGGUGGCUCAGUCGGUUGAGCGUCCGACUUCGGCUCAGGUCACGAUCUCACAGUUUGGGGGUUCAAGCCCCGCAUCGGGCUCUGUGCUGACAGCUCAGAGCCUGGAGCCUGCUUGGGAUUCUGUGUCUCCUGCUCUCUCUGCCCCUCCCCCACUUGUGCUCAGUCUCUCUCUGUCUCUCAAAAAUAAAUAAUAAUGUAAAAAAAAUGUUUUUAAUAAAAAAGUAAACUUAAAAAAAUUGAAUGAAAGAACAGAAAUAGCCUAAAUGUCCAUUUAGGAAGAAUCUGGCUAAAUGCCCAAUGGCGUAUCCAGGCAACAGCAAGCCCUGCCACUUUUGUAAAGAAAGUAAAGACCAGUGUGUGCUAAUAAGAAAUGAGCUCUAAGAACGGAAAGAACAGGGUCCAACACAGUAUGUGUCACUUGCUACCAGUUGGAUAAAGAAGAAAUGUGUAUCGGGGCACCGGGGUGGCUCAGUCGGUUAAGCAGUCGACUCUUGAUUACGGCUCAGGUCAUGAUCUCAUGGUUCGUGGGUUCGAGCCCCACAUCGGGCUCUACUCUGGCACCACAGUCUGUUUGGGAUUCUCUCUCUCCCUCUCUCUCUCUCUCUCGCUCUCUCAAAAAUAAAUACAUGUUAAAAAAAAUAAAAUAAAAACGAAGAAAUGUAGAUCUGUAUGCUUAUGUAGUCAUGCAAAAGCUCUGAAAGAAAAUAACAAAAUAACUUAUCAGGGGCUGCCUCUGGGGAGUGAACUAGGUUGUUGUUUUUACUGUAUACUUUUUUGUACCUCGGAUUUCUUUUUUUAAUCAUAUGUGUGUAUCAUUCUUUGGAUAUCUUUUUUAAGGGCUUAAAAUGCCCCUUCCACAUAAACUUCCCAUAUUUACCCAAAGGAACUUCCCUCCUUAUUGUCAGGUCCGGCUGCAGAACAGUCAUAGUAUGUCUCCUCUCCCCCAGACUGUAGCACAGCCUUAUCCCCCUGUGAGUUGUUCUACCCUUGACUUGUAUUCAUGAUACUAUAGUGUACGUUUGUGUCACAUGCACCUCGAAGCCCAUUUUUUUUUUUAAGUUUCUUUAUUUUUGAGAGAGAGUGAGCGAGCACAAGCAGGGGAGGGGCAGAGAGAGAGAGAGGGAGACACAGAAUCUGAAGCAGGCUCCAGGCUCUGAGCUGUCAGCACAGAGCCCGACGCGGGGCUCGAACCCACGGACCGUGAGAUCGUGACCUCAGCUGAAGUCGGAUGCUUAACUGACUGAGCCACCCAGGAAUCUCAAAGCCCAUUUAUGUCCUUUAACGUUGGAAUUCUGCUGUCAUACUCUCCUGCACGUGGCCGUGGAGUCGGUAAAUCUUCUGUGUCCUACAGUGGGUACCCCCCGGGGGCCAAGCAGUGCUCCAUACACAGCAGGAGCUUAAUUACUGCUUGUUCGCUGGCUGGUCGUCGCAUGGAUAAUUAUCCUUGUAAGGCAUUAUUUCAGAAGCUCAAUGAAGACACAUAAUAUGAUGGUGUUGUACAUUAUUACACCCCAGAAUACAGCGUCCCCAAAAGCCCUGGGCCCCUAGGGUCUCUUCUGCUGCUUAGAUAAAUCUGGCCAGCUCAACAUCUACACGACUCAGGAUGCAUGAAAGGCCAAGUCAGUGGCGAAUGUCUUUGGUGUUCAUCUGAGCUGUUCCAACACCCGUCAUUUCCGGCUCCUUCUGCUUCCAGACUCCUGACACUGCAACUCAGCUCCCAGUACGUGCCCCAAACCCCCAGACUCCUUUUGCAUCUGUUUUCCUGGUUUUUAGCCCUGACGCCUCCUCCAAAGUGUGGUCUGUCCACAUCUGUCUCCAGGAGGAAGCCAGCCAACCGGCCGCACAGCCCCCAGGGGACAGGGACCAGGCAGGACCUGAGCAAGUGUGUACUGUGUGGCUCUCCCCCACGAGACCGAGUGGCCCCGGAUCUGGGAAUCCCGGGAUCGUCUGCUCCAGUGUGAACAAGGCUGGGAGACCCCGGUAGAUUGCAAGGAGUCCAGACCCCUCUCCGUAGGAAUGAAACACACAUGUGUUUAGUGAUGGGCGCAACUGCCCUUUGGCUACGACAGAGAGGAAAAGUACAGAAUACGGAGGGGACGCAUUCAGAAAAGAAAUUUAGAUUGCCUCCGAAUAACAGCAUAGUCUUCUGUUAAAUUCAUAUGUUAAAUACAGAGCGGGGUAAUUGAAGAACCAGGCUCCACGUGCUGCCUU